Molecule: messenger RNA, 2523 nt
Organism: Theileria annulata
Lineage: Eukaryota; Apicomplexa; Aconoidasida; Piroplasmida; Theileriidae
Product: replication factor C, putative
Exons: 10
Coding region: 1-2523 (840 amino acids)
Cellular component (GO): nucleus
Molecular function (GO): DNA binding; ATP hydrolysis activity
Source: RefSeq, a predicted model, not a curated record
AUGACGAUUGAAGUCUUAAAGGAAGAUGAAUUCAACACAUUGGACAUACUUAACGAUAUCUACGGAGAUAAACAGGAAGAAGAUUCAGCAUUUGAUUUUGUGACACAUGAUUUUUUCAGCAAACAAGAUUCCGCAGCAAAUGAUGAUGAAACAGAGGAAUCGGCGCCCACACAUCCAGUAACCAGAAGUAAAACCCUGAAAUUUUACCCGUUAAGCCUGUUUCCAAGUUCAGGAUACAGCUCAUUGGAUUUGAUAGAAUUGGCGAAGAUAUCAUAUACAUCAGGAAGUGAUUUCAACCUACAAAAAACACAGUUUUACAAAACCUGCAUUAGUGACCGGAGUAAACUGUUUAAAUCCACAUCACCUCUGGAAGCAGGAGAAACAUUUGCCCUUAGAUCAUCAUGUAUUUCAACAACAAACCCGCCACUUUAUAUGAAGUAUUAUGUUAAGGAUGAGGAGAAUGAAGAGGAACUGAAAACGUCACUCCUCACUGAACCAAUACAGUCAUUGUUCAAAAAAAUAUUUGAAAAUGAAACUCACAAUUACAAAGUAACGAACCAGAACCCAGAAAGACUGUUUAGAAGAAAGAGAAAAAGGAAUAAAUUAAUGACAGAAACUGGUGAUAAAAAAGAAAACUGGGUAUCUAAGUACAAACCAGAAUUUUUUUCUGAUUUACUUACAAGCGAGAACGUGAAUUUAGAGUCCUUGAGGUGGUUAUCGAGUUGGAAAUGCUCCUCAAACUAUUUAGAUAAGUACGAAGAACCAGAACAUAGGAUACUCUUGAUAGGAGGUCCUCCAGGAGUAGGGAAAACAUGCCUGGUCAACGUGAUCGCAAAACAUUGUGGAUACAAUGUGGUGGAAAUCAAUUCUAGUGAUGAUAGAACCAAAGGAAGAGUGAUACCAAUAAUAAACGGAGUGGUUUCAGCAGGAUCGGUGAUCCCAAAUAAACCAAAUCUAUGCCUUCUAGAAGAUGUAGAUACGCUAUUCGGGUCAGAACUACCAAUAAUCUCAUACCUUAAACAAAUUAGCUCUAAAAAACUCGCAAAGGGAGAUCCUUAUAUUAAAAGACCUAUAAUUUGCACCUGCACAGACGUGUACGCCAGACAAUUGAAGGAACUUAGAGAUAUAUCAAAGGUUGUCAUCAUCGACACGUGCGAUCCCUCAGUGCUACAAAGUAGGCUUGAAUGGAUACUAGACGAAGAAGGGAUUUAUAUGGCAGAUGAAUUUAUAAAGGAAAUAAUAGAAACGUGUAGAAAUGAUAUAAGAUCAUGUUUAACUACAAUGGAGUUCAUAACAACUUACUCGGGUAAGGACGGGAGUUUAUCACUAUCGCAUCUAACGAAGGACGUAAAUGACGGAGUGUCGUCACUCCUGAAUACAGUUUUUAGCUACCAUAAAACAAACUUUAAAGAUUUGGAAACAAAACUCACGUCCACAGUAAAUACCAUUGGGUAUAACUACACAGCGUCAGUAAUCGCAGAAAAUGUGACGCUGAUGCCAAUGAAGAGAUUCGACCACUUGUUUAAAGUUUCAGUAUUUGAAGAUAUAAUGGCCCAAAGCGAUGUCGUGUGUAGCAGACCAGGAAAUACGUCUAAAGCAGCAAACCUCUUGAAUGUUUGUUGUUCCUUUUUGAACAAGUUUGUAUGUAAUCGGACAGUAAUAUCAACGAAGUUUGUGUACCAACAGAAAACCAGCUUCCAUUCAUUUAAUAUGAGAUUUACAAAAUCAAGAAAUUUAAUAAAUUCCAUACAAAAAAGUUCAAUGCCAAUAAUAGCUCAGGGAACUUUGUCAAGUAAUUUCCCCUGUGAACUUUUGCCCAUCAUUCUCUCAUUCCUGUCAACUGGAAAUAAAGCAAUAAAUAACCAUUCCUUACCAUUUGUUCUUAGAGUAAUUAAAGUUACAAACAAUGUUAUAGGAUUGGAUGGUUGUUUUGAAGGUUUGUUUCCAUACGGGUCAAUUAAGUUUCCAAUGUCCAUUUAUCCACUAAUUCAUUGCACCCAGAUAUUAGUCCUAUACGGAAUUUCAAUAGUUAACGUUAACCAGUCGAUAACUUUUGACCCACCAGUGUUUGACCUUUACCUGAAAACUAAAGAUGAGUCUCUACACCAAAUCCCCGAAAGAUUCUCACAGCUCAUGCUGAAUUUCAUAGAGUUCUUUAAAUCUGGGAACAAAAACUACUUCAUCGAUGACGCACACUUCACAGGCUCCUCACAGUUCAAGGUGAGUAAAUUCCUCAACUUCUUUGAAGCCGUCAAGUUCAUCUACAACAACGGCUUUGAGGAGUUCAGAAACCUAAAAACUCAAACUGAAAAGGAAGAAAUAAAGGUGAAUAAGGAGAUCCUGUGCAAAAGAACUCACCAGAAUGUCGUUCCAAUCCUCUUCUCACAAAUUUUACUUAACGACUCUUCCAUGUUGAGGGACUUUGCGAGCAAAAAGAGGAAGCUCAGCUCAAGGACUUGGGGAAAUUAUAAAUACCAAGAUCAAAACUGCUCAGCAGUGAGGUACAUUGUAAACCACCUUUAA